Messenger RNA from Rhipicephalus sanguineus (brown dog tick), 2116 nucleotides. RefSeq lists its product as uncharacterized. The record is from RefSeq and is a predicted model, not a curated record. The transcript has 11 exons. Lineage: Eukaryota; Metazoa; Arthropoda; Arachnida; Ixodida; Ixodidae. Bases 179 to 1792 code for a protein of 537 amino acids.
GUCAGCCACAGGAAGUUGUCGCAACUGUCGCAACUUAGUUCGGGUUUUCGGAAAAUGUUUUGAAGGACUGCGGUGCACGCGCGCCUGUAUCGAAAGUGGUUUCUCGACUCUCAUCAAAGUUCGCGUGCUGACCUCGCGUCAACGCUGCACUUCCCGAAGAGUCUGUUGCGAUGCAGCGAUGCUUAUGAAACUGUGUCGUGCUCUGCGAGGCCCUGUGUGCGGCAUGCUACUUGGUGGUACAUUCCUAGUGACCCUGCUGGGCUGCUGCGCUGCCUUGGGAACGGUGUCGGUGACUAACGAGGAGGACAACAUAGAGGUUGACAUUGUCAGUGCACCAGAAAACUCAACUCUGUUUCUGAUACGACUUCAUUCCCAUGCCACUGGUUGCAUGGACACAGAAGCUUCAACUGUAGAACAAAUGCUUUGGAUCCAAGAUGCUAACAUGACGGUAUCCUAUCCACGGCAAUCACUAGAGCCGGGCAGGUACUGCGCGCUGGUGGUGUCACCCAGCGGGAAUGUCACUUCGCAGCAGCCACUCGACGUCAAGGAGGAACGUCCUGUUCCUACAUUCGGCAGGACUAAACCAAACAGCCUGGCCUGCAGCACUUGGAAUGCCACUGUCAGUGUCAAAGGAUCGGUUAAAGAGGGAACCAUUCAAGCAACAGUGAACCUGUUUGAAGACAAGAUGCCCCAGUGCGAGCACCUGAUUGUGGCUUUGUGGAAACCAUCGAACAGUGCACUUCACCAGUCCAUCCCAUGCGUCCACGAUAUCAGCUUUGUAGACGAGAUUUCGGCCAUUGCUAACCUCUCAGUGGUGGUGAAGUUUGAUGACUUGAGUGCAGGGAACUACUGUGUUCGGGUGACACCCCGGUGCGAUCCAUCCGAGGACUGCCUCACCCUCACCUCCAAAGUCAUUGAGCUGCCUGCUCCGGUGGAUUCCAAAGAGCAAACAGGUGGGGCAGCUGUGCAGAGUCGUCUGCUGUGGCUUCUGCUGCUCCCAUUGCUGGCCGGUGUAGCUGUGGUCAUUGCGCUGGGUGCCUUCUGGGUGCGGCGCCAGUCCUGGUUGGCACGCAACAAGCCUUUCGUCCUGAGCUCGCCCCUCCCUAUGUUCCACAAGCCUCGAGUGGAUCCGGGUCCUCCUGUGGUGAAAGUGGUGUACUCACGUGACAGUGAGGCCCACGUGGCGGCGGUGUCCCAGUUGUGCGAACUGCUGCGGCGCGAGCUGGGUUUUCGGGUCGAGUGGGACGAGGCAGCCGUGGACCUUGCACACGUGACGCAUGACUGGGCGAUGGCCAUGGCCCAGCUUCCGUGUCCUCACUUCAACCCGGCUACCAAGACGACCACCCCUGUCAAGAUGCUGGUGCUCGAGUCGGAUGGGGCACUGCUCAAGCACCAGGCCUACCGACAGCACAAGGACUUGGGCCAGGUGAGCGAGAGCAACGUUGACGAGCUGUACCACACAACGUAUGCAGCACUGCUGUCGAACCACGCACAAGCACUCGGUGACUACUGCCACAUCACGGUGGCCCGGCUGCCAUACACCACACUGCCUGAUCGCCUCGACCUAGUGCCUGAGAAACGGUACCUGCUGCCGGAACACUUGCAACCGCUGCUCCAAGCCCUGCUGCAUGGAACAACGUUGCCACAGAGUCGUGCAGAAUUGGCACUCCGCUCGGAGGCACACAGUCAUUUCAGCACUGCACUGGCCGAAGCUGGCAAAUCCCACAAUGAGAAAGGGUUUGCAGAAGACAGCAUCUGUGGGAAACUGCGGGCCAUUCUUGCCCAGGCAUGACCACACUGUCCCUUUGAUGGAGGUUGUGCUUGAAGCAUGUGCUGGUGUGACACUUCUCUUGAAUGUCAAUAAGACAGAAGUUCAGGGGAAGAUGAAUGCUUCAAGCGAUGAGAAAUCGUCGAACAGGGCAGGCCCGUAACUAGGGGGGGGUUGAGGGGGUUCUGACCCCCCCCCGAAAUUUUUUUGAUGCUUUAACUUUUCGGGUGAUACUAAAAUAUUUACACGCCUUCACAGCGACCACCAGCUGCCAAAGUUACACUGCAACUUUCCUGGCAUUGCUUCCCUCUUCUUCCUUUCUUCAAACCUACCCUUUUACCAGAACAC